Molecule: messenger RNA, 3630 nt
Organism: Amphibalanus amphitrite
Lineage: Eukaryota; Metazoa; Arthropoda; Thecostraca; Balanomorpha; Balanidae
Product: rab-like protein 2A
Exons: 2
Coding region: 2046-2651 (201 amino acids)
Cellular component (GO): endosome; Golgi apparatus
Molecular function (GO): GTPase activity; GTP binding
Source: RefSeq, a predicted model, not a curated record
GGCGCAACCAAAACAACAUUCCGGUCGGUCAUUCCGGUCAUUGUUGCAGAGCAAAGAAGUUCAAGUUCCCAAAUCCCAAGUAACUUGCCAAAUAACUAAUAAGAUUGUAGGGUAUUGCCAAGUGUAAACUGUAGAUAAAUGCUUUUUUAUCGCCGCGUAGGUCACGCUUUACUGAGGUUACGCUUUACUAGAACAAAUUCCUAGCUGAACUUGUUUUUCAAGACAAAGAGUGCACUUCAUUGUUUCUGAAGUUUGAGCUGAGUCAAACCACAAGCCUGCAGGCUGAGUGCCAAGUCUGGUCCUUCAAGAUAGACCAUCCAUCCGAUUAUACUCUCAAGAUUUGUGCCACCACAAGAUGGCGGUGCUGCACCGGGCGCUGGUCACCUGGUUCCUCAGCCUGGUGUUUCUGAUUCUGCUGGUGCUGCGGCUGGACGGGCGCACCCAGUGGAACUGGUUCAUCGUGUUCAUCCCGCUGUGGCUGCUGGACUCACUGCUGCUGCUGUACUCGCUGGCCGUGCUCGUGUCGCCGUGCCGCAGCGGCGUGGACCGGUGGCGUCGGCUGAGCGGCACCGUCUGCUCGGCGACCGCCGUGCUGCUCAAGCUGUGCUUCCAGAUCUGUCUGUGUCUGCACCUGCAGUACCCGUCGGCCGGCCUGCGGCUGCACGCCGCGCUGGCGCCGCUGCUCGCGCUGCUCACGGGCGCCACCGCGGCGCUGAUGCGCCACCUGGUGCAGACACACUGCGGCUGAGAGAUCAUCCACAGAGCGGCGGAACGGGGAGACCAUCCCUAUGCACACUGCAGCCGAGAGAUGAUUCACAGGGGAAACUAGCGGCUGAGCGGGGAGAUCAUCCUCAGAGGACAGACUGCGGCCGAGCGAACGGACUAUCCCCCCCCCCCCCCCCCCGGAAGGUUCGCUGCGACUGGUACGGGACGAGUGUGAACUGCUCUUCCGGGAGACCACUGUGGACUGGUUCUGAUCCGAAGAAGGUGAUAAUGUCUGUGAAAUGCCUAUCCGAUGCAUGAAACUGGGGCAUUGAAACAGUCGUGGCCGUAUGAACGAUGACCCUGGAGUUGAAACAGUGUAUGUAGAAAUGUUAUGGGCCGAGCGACGGCCGGGUAGUUCAAGCGGUGAGGCAGCGGGCUGUGCCGCGGUCCUCACUUAACCGCACAGUCGAGACAAUAUCGGCCACUGGCUAGCGGGCGAUAAUAUGGUGUAUUACCAGUGUGGAGCACCCUCAGUCUGUGUGGUGGCGUCAGCUGUUCCGUUGGCCACAGCCGCUGCCAUCAGACCCUCAGCGGUAAGGGUCGGAACUGAACGGGGAAGGCCUUAGUUGGCAACAAACUGUGUAUUUAUUGUCCGCUCCGUGAAGUGACCGACCAUCCAUGUGUGAAGGUGGGAUUCAUUGUGAUAUCGUUUUAUGUAUUUAUUGUGAUUGUUGUGAUCUUGGACUUAGUGAAGCUGCUUAUUGAAAAUAAUAACAAUGUUCAGUGUAUGUAAUAUGCAUCCCUCUGUAAACUUGUACUCCGUCUCACUUGAUGGCCCUCAUUCGAUUAGCUUUUGCUGGCGAGCAUUUCGACUUGAUACAACUCUACCUGAUAGCUCUACCUACAACUCAACUCUACACUAUUUAGCAGUGAACUAUUUGAUACACUUACAUACCUAUGUUUUGGGCCUUUGGCUCAUGGCCAUUUUGCACUGUUAUGCUGCCUGAUUGUGUAUUAAAUGAAAUAAACGUAAUGUUUUCGUUAAGCCUUCAGUAAUUUAAAAUGCCGACUGCCGAAGCAGCGCCCUGAUUAUUGACAAAUACCUAAUGAAUGUUGCCACAGCACUGGGGUUAGUGAUGCAGACUGAAUGCGCAUCUGACAGGAUAUCUGUCUCCAUAGAUCUUAUAUUGCAAAAUCAUUAGUCGAUCUACGUGAACUGAUGUAGUCUACCCGAUCUGACCUGACCCGAACCGAUGUCUUACCCGCGGCGCCGGUGACCUGACCCGAUGUCUGACUCACGGCGCCGGUGACAGGUUUCAGCAGUAGGCGGCGUCGUGGCAAUGGCGGCUUCGGGUCCCGAGGAGCGAGAGAUCGACUACGACCGGCCGACCGGUGCCGGGCCGCUCACCGUCAAGGUGAUCAUGCUGGGUGACAGCGCCGUCGGCAAGUCCAAGAUGAUGGAGCGCUUCCUGCUGGACGACUUCAAGCCGCACCAGCACUCCACGUUCGCGGUGAACCUGUUCCGACACCGCUGCACCGCGCAGGGCAGGGACGUGCUAGUUGACUUCUGGGACACGGCCGGACAGGAGGCCUUCAAGUCGAUGCACCCGUCCUACUACCACCAAGCACACGCCUGUAUUCUGGUGUUUGACGCCACGCGAAAGGUCACCUACAAAGGCCUGUCAGGAUGGUAUCAGGAACUGCGCGAGAACCGGCCGACAAUCCCUGCCCUGUGCGCCGUCAAUAAGAUAGACGAGAACCCGGACGUGACUUCACGGUCCUUCAACUUCACCGAGAAGAACGGCAUGCCCUUGUACUACGUGUCCGCCUCCAAGGGCACCAACGUCGUGCGGCUGUUCACUGACGCGAUCGAUCGCGCCGUCACAUACAAACUGGACCCCACAGAUGAGAUGGAUCAUAUUCUGGAGGAGCUGGAGCGGGAUUGAGAUCCUAGACCCCCGGCCGGUGCUCCGUCUCGGAAGAAUGUGACGCCCCUGAACACUUUGAGGGUGUCUGUCCGUCUGCCUAGUGCUGGUGUCAGCUGGCUGUGCGACGUGCCGAGGCUACCGGGUCAGACUUUCCUACAAUGGCCAGGCAGCGUCGCUGAGCACCAAGUUAAAUCUCGCUGAAUGACCCCUGACUGGUGUCACUGGAUGGUGAUUUAACUGAUUAGGGUGGCUGGUGCCAGACUGGCUCAUGCCACUUGAUAGUGUUAGGUGUGGCCAUCACCAAUGGGCCUUUGGUCUAGAAUGAUCUGUUGGCGCUGACAGCUUCUGGUGUGAUGGGUCACCGACACGUUGGUUCAACCAUGGUGAACUGAAGCUGCUGUGAUGUGACUCCGACUCGCUGGAUUCCGACUGUAAUUACUAGGUUGUCUAGCAAGUGACUGGAUGUAGCCUGUUCCGUGACGGGUGACCCAGUCAGUGACCACUGACCUCGGCACUCGGCAGUGACAAUGCAGCCUGCCGCGAAUAGGUCUAUUUGACUGUGACUUCUAGAUCACGGUUGAAGCUGUCAUGUACGGCAUGUUCUAGUCACUGGUGAUGGAUAUUUUCAAACCUUUGACAUAGCACCACUGUGGUGUAUCGUGUGUUCGAUAUCUUACGUAUUCCGUCCACGGAAACUAGUCGGAACUCGGCUCCUCUGAUGAACCCGAGCCGAGAAGCUGUGUGUCGUUUUCAUUUAGGUAUGUCGUUUUCGACAUCGGGAACCCGUUUAUGCUUUAUUGGUAAGGUGUUGCCAUAUACCACUGAUCUCAUCAGUUUUAUGGUACAUCGGUAAUGUCAAGGGCAUUCUGUGCAGAAAGCGAUUUGCUUUUAGAUGUUGCACUCAGCGUUUUUGGGACACAUUUAUUUACUUUACCGUGUGACGCGAGCGAUACGAGUCGCUUUGAUGAAGUUGUACACGAAUAUAUGUGAUUAGUUG